Molecule: messenger RNA, 9657 nt
Organism: Oncorhynchus mykiss (rainbow trout)
Lineage: Eukaryota; Metazoa; Chordata; Actinopteri; Salmoniformes; Salmonidae
Source: RefSeq, a predicted model, not a curated record
ACAACACAAGGUCAAAGUUUACACGUGCAACGUCACGAUAGGAACACAGUUGGAACGUCAGCUUCCAAAGAAAACAUACAUUUCUGCGUGAAUUGUGCUUGAUUUAACGUUUAAUUUAGCGGUUUUAAUUAAAGAGGAUACAAUGCAGAUGCUUUGAAUGCAUAUCGAGACGUACAGUAGUAGUUGGUCAUUUUUUUAAAGUUUGAGUUACGAAUUUGCAGCGGAGCUAGUGAGCUAACGGUAGUUUGCUAGACAUGGAUCCGCUAGACAUAGUAAUGGACGAAGUGGCGUUGGAGGGACUGGACGGGGUUACUAUCCUCUCUCUGUGGAUUCGGUUGGAAAAGAGGAACCCCGCUUUCCCACGGAAUCUAGACCCGUGUACUAAAGAGUUCAUUUGGAAAUCCUUGGUCUCGAACCACGAAGUCGACUUCUACGAGCUGCCGCAAGAGAGAGCGGAUGUCGUGCUCGUCGACCGAUUUGCAGACAUAGAUCCAGACACGGGGAUUCAGGAAGCAUCCCAUUGGGACAGAGUGGACUCCUACCCUGUCCAGAUCUUAUUGGAGGAUAAGAGUGGAAUCCAGGGCUCGUGUGUCUUCUUCAACGAGAGGAGAAACGUCACCCCAAUCAUCCGCACCACCAACCUGAUGCCGUGUGUAACGGUAGAGGACGCCUUCAAAAGGUGGGGGAGGAAGCUGGUAAUGGUGGCCUCCCAGAGGUUAAGGUUCAGGGUGUUAAUAGGUGACGGAGGAGACCCGGACUUGAAGCUGACUGACCACUCAUACUGUAUCCUGGAGAGGGUGGGGAGGGCCCGCUGGCAGGGAGAGCUACAGAGAGACCUGCACUCCUGCUCAUUCAAGACGGACCCGAGGAAGAUGCACUACUUGAGGAAGUCUCUGACACAGAAUGAUCUGAUCACCAUGCAGUCUCAUGUCCUCAGACUGGCCAGCGGAGCACAGCAACACUCCAUACUGCUCCUGCUCAAACGCUUCCACGUAGACCGGCGUAGUAAGUAUGAUAUCCUGAUGGAGUUGACCUCUAACCUCCUGUCAGAGGCGCCCAACCACACAGCCUCCAUGAUCACACUACGAGACCAACUGAGUAUCAGUGAGAGGACCUUCAAGCGUAUGUAUCAGUACAUGCAAGCAGCCAAACUGGUCCAAGUGGUCAUUAAACCAGUUGAACACCUCAACCCUACAGUAGGCCCCUGUGAUACCAGGAGAGGCACCAAGGUGGUGGCUCGCUGUCUGAAGCUAAUCAAACCCUACGUGAGGAAGGAGGUGGUCGAGGCUGAGGAUGACGAUGAUAACGACGAUGAUGAUGGGGGAGGAGCAAAUAGGAAGACCGUCCCCACAGAGGGGCGGAUCAUGGAGAGAGACUUCCUCUCACAGGCCUAUGGGAUCAUCGUGUCCUGCGGGACCAAGGGCAUCUCUCAGAGUGCGUUGCGUGCGAGGAUGUGCAUCGGCAAGCUGGAGUCUCGAAUGAUCUGCCGACUGCUGGAGAGGACAGACAUGAUCAAGGGUUUCAUGGAAGACGAGGGUCGUCAGAGGACCACUAAGUACCUCGGCCAUCUGCACGUCGACGAGUCCGAUCUGCUUCGACAUCUCGUGAAAGAGCAGGAGCGAUCAGAGCGGCUUCGCACUGUAGGGGGAGGAGGGGAAGGAGAGGGGGCGCCCCAAACCCCAGCGCAGGCCACCCUAAAAACACCAGCUACCACAAAGACUCGGCCUACCCGUAAAACAACAUCGCCUCUGGAACCUCUGGGAAACACUGUAGGGGGAGGAGGGGAAGGAGAGGGGGCCCCCCAAACCCCAGCGCAGGCCACCCUAAAAACACCAGCUACCACAAAGACUCGGCCUACCCGUAAAACAACAUCGCCUCUGGAACCUCUGGGAAACACUGAGGGAGAGGAGGAGAGAGAGAGGGACGAGGAUGACGAAGACUGGGAAGUCGAGAAGAAAGUGAAGAAGAAGGGAGCGAAGAAAAAAAAGAAAGUGGGCAAGAUGUCUCUCCUGAAGCAGUCCAAACUCAACUUCCUGGUAGCUCAUCACUCUGCACCUAUCACGAGUGGAGCCAAUCAGGAGCCAGAGCUGGAAUCUUGGCUCAGCCCAGUUGAGGAGGAGGAGUCAAAAUUCGGUCCGGACGUUUCAUUGGACCAGACGGGGAGUAUGUUCGCAGGCAACAGCCAAGCAGAGGACAGCGUCACGGUCAUCGAGGAGAUCCCCAGUCAGAAGGAGCACCACCGCCAGACGUACCGCCUGCUGAAGAGGAAGAACGUGAUUGUGGAAGCUGUUCAGAGCCUCAAGAUCAUAGAGGGCCUCUUCACAAUCCAGAGGUUGGUUCAGGAUGAGGAGAAGCUAGAUGGUGUGAACACUAAGUGUUGUAAGAAGUCUAUCCUGCGUCUCAUCAGAUCUCUGUCUAAAGAGGGAAUGCUCAAACUGUUCAGAACCACUGUUAUACAGGACGGAGUCAGCAAGAAGGUGGAGUUUAUAGUCCACCCCUCUGUCUCUCCUAGUGAUGCUUUAGUGAAGUCGGCUAUAGAACAGGUCCGCUUCCGCAUCUCCAGCUCCUACCCUGCUGCACGUAAUGAAAUGCAGGAAGAGGAGAAGGCGAAGGAGAGGGAGAGGAGCAGUGUGGGAAAUGACGUGCUUGCUGAACCCCAGAAUAUGAGAACAGAGGACAAGAUGGGAGACAAAGACAAACAACUGAAGAACUUCAAACCUUCUAUAGUCCCAGGUCUCAGCAGGUCUUUGGGGUACCAGCCUAAGAUGCCUCGUCUGAGACUGACACACACCUUCUUGUGGUAUCUGGUCUACGGACACCCCCUGAGACACCCCUCUACCCCCACUCCCCCUGACCUCCACAACACCUCCAGCUCUGUCGUCCUCCCCACGGAUAACCCUGGUGUCCAGACUACCUACCCCACCACCCCCAGUAACCCCUCACAACCCCAAACUACACACCCUGACGACACCCAUCCUUCUAGCUCUGAACACACAGACCUCCCCACCGCAACCCCCCGAAACACAGACUCCCCCAAUCCCCAGAACUCAAACCUCCCCACCUCAUCCCCCCGAAAUACAGACUCCCCCAAUCCCCAGAACUCGGACCUCCCCACCUUAACCCCCCGAAAUACAGACUCCCCCAAUCCCCAGAACUUAGACCUCCCCACCUCAACCCCCCGAAACACAGACUCCCCCAAUCCCCAGAACUCAGACCUCCCCACCUCAACCCCCCGAAACACAGACUCCCCCAAUCCCCAGAACUCAGACCUCCUCGACACCCAGAGCCCACCCACUGACAACGCUGCAGUAAGUGACCCCGCCUCCACAGAGGGACAGCCAGGCCUGACCCCUGACCCGGAAGUGAUGUCAUCGUUGGCGGAGGAAGAGCAGGAGGUGAUCAAUCUGACAGAUGUCGGACACGACCCUGACAUGAAAGUCUAUGUAGAUGAGGUGUCUUGGAGGAGGUUCAUCCCCCCGGCUCCGGUCCACAGAGAGUUUGGUCCAGGCUGGGCCCUGACCUCUGAUGUUGUUCUCUGUCUGCCUCUCUCCAUCUACAUUCAGAUUAUACAGAUAUCCUUCAAGGUGGAUGGUUUGGAGGAGUAUCUGAACGACCCAGUGAAGCAGCACUACCUUAUCAGGUUCCUGCCUUCUAGGAUGAAGACCCAACUACUGCACAAACGGAAGUACAUCUUUAGUUUCCAUGACAGCAUGCAGCGUCUGAUUUUCAUGGGUCUGCUGCAGUUUGGCCCGGUGGAGAAGUUCCAAGACAAAGACCAGGUGUACCUGUAUGUGAAGCGUAACUGUAUGAUAGUAGACACUACUAUGUGUGAGCCCCACUAUAACCUGGUGUUGGAGACGAGGGUGUUUGAGAGACGCAGAUACACCCUGAACACCCUGACAGACGUAGAUAACUACUGGUUUGACCUGAUGUGUGUCUGCCUCAACACACCACUUGGCGUGAUCAGGAAGGAGCGUCCGAAGAGCAGCUCUGCCUCCAAAUCCCAGGAGGGGCCAGUCGGGGUUCCCGUGGAUACAGACCGCCACAAGUUCCGUCACCUGGAUCACAUGCUCAAGGGCAGCAGGGAGGUGUGUUACACAGCAGUAAUACCAGGGGACGGUAAAGGAGCAGGAGGUCUGGACUCUGAGUUCUUCGGACACCUCAAACGCAACUGGAUUUGGACCUGUCAUCUGAUGAGAACCAAGAGGAGCAACAACCAGUACGAGUCCAGUAACACCGUGAGACUGAAUAGUCUACUGACCAAACAUGUGACCAUGGAUAGAGGCCCCAAGUUCCCCGGGCCCCAGUCCUCUAAGCAGAGGGUCCCAGCAGGGUUGAGGUUGGAGGAGGUCCACAUCUCCACUGAGCCGUCCAGUAGGAACCGGCUGGUUAAAGGAGGGAAGAAGCAGAAGAGGAAGAGAACCAUUAAACUGAAAAAACAGGCCAAAACACCACAGAAGAAGAAGAAAGGUGGGUCCAGACACACAGGUCAAAACACCACAGAAGAAGAAGAAAGGUGGGUCCAGACACACAGGUCAAAACACCACAGAAGAAGAAGAAAGGUGGGUCCAGACACACAGGUCAAAACACCACAGAAGAAGAAGAAAGGUGGGUCCAGACACACAGGUCAAAACACCACAGAAGAAGAAAGGUGGGUCCAGACACACUGGUCAAAACACCACAGAAGAAGAAGAAAGGUGGGUCCAGACACACAGGUCAAAACACCACAGAAGAAGAAAGGUGGGUCCAGACACACAGGUCAAAACACCACAGAAGAAGAAAGGUGGGUCCAGACACACCAGGUCAAAACACCACAGAAGAAGAAGAAAGGUGGGUCCAGACACACAGGUCAAAACACCACAGAAGAAGAAAGGUGGGUCCAGACACACAGGUCAAAACACCACAGAAGAAGAAGAAAGGUGGGUCCAGACACACAGGUCAAAACACCACAGAAGAAGAAAGGUGGGUCCAGACACACCAGGCCAAAACACCACAGAAGAAGAAGAAAGGUGGGUCCAGACACACAGGCCAAAACACCACAGAAGAAGAAAGGUGGGUCCAGACACACCAGGCCAAAACACCACAGAAGAAGAAGAAAGGUGGGUCCAGACACACAGGCCAAAACACCACAGAAGAAGAAGAAAGGUGGGUCCAGACACACAGGUCAAAACACCACAGAAGAAGAAGAAAGGUGGGUCCAGACACACAGGUCAAAACACCACAGAAGAAGAAAGGUGGGUCCAGACACACAGGUCAAAACACCACAGAAGAAGAAAGGUGGGUCCAGACACACCAGGUCAAAACACCACAGAAGAAGAAGAAAGGUGGGUCCAGACACACCAGGUCAAAACACCACAGAAGAAGAAGAAAGGUGGGUCCAGACACACUGGUCAAAACACCACAGAAGAAGAAGAAAGGUGGGUCCAGACACACAGGUCAAAACACCACAGAAGAAGAAAGGUGGGUCCAGACACACAGGUCAAAACACCACAGAAGAAGAAGAAAGGUGGGUCCAGACACACAGGUCAAAACACCACAGAAGAAGAAAGGUGGGUCCAGACACACAGGUCAAAACACCACAGAAGAAGAAAGGUGGGUCCAGACACACCAGGCCAAAACACCACAGAAGAAGAAGAAAGGUGGGUCCAGACACACAGGUCAAAACACCACAGAAGAAGAAAGUGCUGAGACGAGGGUUAGAUUAUAACAAAACAUUUCACAGUUUUGUUUUAUAUUUUGGGAGGGUUUGGCCGCCCGGGAUGAUAAUUGUAGUGUGUGUGUGUGUGUGUGCAGUCGAGGUUAGAAAGCGGCCCCCAGUCCAUGAUGCAGCAGACCACAAAGCUCUGAUGAUGAUGACCAGACAGAGAGUAACAUGGAGCGUCAGCGAGGACUCUGUACUCAUCCUCUGUAGAGUCGCUUCCCACUUCCUGAACCGCAAGCUCCGCAGGCCCUUCGUCCCGUGGUGUGUAGUGAGGGAUCUGCUCCACGCGGAGUUUGAAGAGUCUCUGGAUAAAACCUCUCCGUCUGUUGGACGACGAUCACGUUACAUACUGAAGAACCCACAGACACACCUCAACUACAAGAUCUGUCUGGCGGAGGUGUACCAGGACAAGCCUCUGAUAGCGAAACUACAGGGAAGGAAACAUGACCCCAACGACCCCAAGGAAUGUUCUACAGUGUUCCGGGAGUUUGUGUCGUUACUCAGACAGAAGUUCAGCUCCGCCUCCGGGUCGUGUGAUGUCACCAUCCCUGACACCAAGACACAGCUGUUCUCACGGUUUAAGGUGUACACCCUGGAGGACAUGUCAGAUGAGAACACCAAGGACUCUCUCAACAGUAUUGAGGACAUCCACUCCCUGGUGUUGAAUAAUCUGAUCCAGAGUACAUUGGCCAUGUCCAACUCUCAGAUGAAAUGCUGCCGAUCCUUCCAGACCUUCCAUACCUACAGUAGGUACCGUCAGGAGGUUCUGUGUCAGGUGUUUGUCCAGUGCAGGAAGAAGGGAUUGGUCAACAGACGAAGGAUCAGUCAACUGUGUGGCCCCAAUAAGAACCGUGCCCUACCCAUCCUGCCCAUGUCUUACCAACUGUCUCAGAGUUACUACAGGUGUUUUACAUGGCGUCUGCCCACUGGUCUGUGUACAGAGGUGUUUGACUUCAUGCAGGCCUUGAGUGAGAACGGGACUGGAGACAACCACCCUUCCACGGUCUUCAUACACGAAGGAAAGGAGAAGAGGGAGAGCAUGGAGAGAGGGGAGGUGGGCAUGGAGAGAGGGGAGGUGGGCACGGAGAGAGGGGAGGUGGGCACGGAGACGGAGAGGGAGAGAGGGGAGGAGAGAAGUGAGGAGAAUAUGGAUAAGGAAAGAGGGGAGGAGGAGAGAGAAAAAGAGAAAGAUGAAGAUAUGGAGACAGAAGACAGAGGGAAGAACACAGAGAACGAGCAAUUGGAGGAGAACGAGGACAACGCGGCCCACAACCAAGUGGAAGAACAGGUCUCGUCUUUUACCGUCCAUGGAGUUGAGUCUACCUCCGGGGACCCUGCCUCCUGUCCUCUCACCCAGACGGAGGAGCCGGAGUCGGGCCUUGACCCCUCUCUCCCUCUGGAUCUCACGGAGAUGUUGCAGUUCUCUCUGGAGUCCCCGGGGGGCGCCACUCUGGCCUGUCUCAGUCUGAUGACUCUGGGUCUGCUGUCAGUCCACGUCUCCAUACCUGAACACAUAGUGGUGUUGGACAGCACCAUGGUGGACAAUGAGGUGGUUAAGAGUAUCUCAGUGCUGGCUGAGGAUGAUGAUGAAGAAGAGGAGAACGAGGGGCGGAGGGGGAUCGAGGUGAGGGCUCACAAGGCGUCCCACACCAAGUACCUGAUGAUGCGUGGAUACUGCGUUCCCGGGAUCGUCAACCUCCGAAACCUCAACACCAACGAUAGUAUCGUGGUGGAAUCGUGCACCAUGAGACUAUAUCUACGACACACACCUGUGCACACACUGUUUAUUACCCAGGACUCUCCUUCCAUAGACUUCUCCAGACAUGGUCCCUCUCUCCUCCCCUCUUUACUCUCCCAUUCCCUCAGAGCCCAUCCCUCCUCCUCUCCCUCCUCCUCCCCCCUCCCCUUCUCCCCCUCCUCCUCCGUAGAGGUGUGUGAGGGGCGUCUGGUGACUCAGAGAGGGUAUAGCCCAGAGGACAUUGGUGCUGUGGCAGAGCUCAGAGCAACGCUGGAGAGACACGGAGCCUUCGGAUUGGACAGGCGGGACCUGGUGACAUCACACACACACCUGGCCGACCCGAGAGACGGACGUACCAGAGGUCUGCAGCGGUACAUACAGGACUUGCUGGAGGAAGAGCUGUUGUUGGAGGUGGGAGGGAGCUCAGUGCGUCUGGUGUUACUGAGUCACGCUGAGCCCUGGCUACUGACCUCCACAGAGAGGCAGAGAGACCGGCCACACCAAGCCCAGCGAGGAGCCUCUGCCUCUGGGGACAGAAAGCACCACAACCCCCUCCUCCGCAAGAGAAGAAUGGUGGCCCCCAGAGAGCAGGAACCACGUAGUAAGAGAGGGAGAAGAGAAACGCUGAUGGAGGAAGAGGAGGAGGAGAGGAAGAAGAUGCAGCCUGAAGAGAAAGACAGGAACGAGACUGCAGAGGAGAGAUGGAUGAAGAGAAGAGAGGAGGAGGAGGAAGGGAAAGAAGAAGAGAGGGUACAUGAGGAACCAUCAUCUACCAUUGAGACAGAACAGAGCACAGAGGGCGACGGCGAGAAGCCAUUUUCAUCUCUAGCCGAGGAAGAGGAUGGUGAAGCUAGCGGUCUGCGCGAGGAAGAGGAUGGUGAAGCUAGCGGUCUGCGUGAGGAAGAGGACGGUGAAGCUAGCGGUCUGCACGAGGAAGAGGACGGUGAAGCUAGCGGUCUGCGCGAGGAAGAGGACGGUGAAGCUAGCGGUCUGCGUGAGGAAGAGGAUGGUGAAGCUAGCGGUCUGCGUGAGGAAGAGGAUGGUGAAGCUAGCGGUCUGCGCGAGGAAGAGGACGGUGAAGCUAGCGGUCUGCGCGAGGAAGAGGAUGGUGAAGCCAGCGAUCUGCGUGAGGAAGAGGACGACAGCGGCGGCGUGUGUGACGUGUCGUUCGUCAGCCGUCCGUGGCGUAUCGUGGACGGCAGUCUGAACAGGCCGGUGUGUAAAGGCAUGCUGGACGCUGUCCUCUACCACGUCAUGACCCGGCCCGGUUUACCAGAACACGUCUUACUGGAACACUACAGAGGGGUCUUGCAGCCAGUGGUGGUACUGGACCUCGUGCAGGCCCUCGUUGAGUUGGGCUGUAUCAAGAAGAGGUACGUGACCAGACGUCCCAAACCCUCCCUCUUCUCCCGCCCAGCCGCUGUCCUCAUGGUGGGAGAGGAGAGAGAGGGAGAGACGGGGGUGAGGCUGGAGGAGACGGGGGUGAGGCUGGAGGAGACGGGGGUAAGACCGGCUGAGACGACCACUGUGUUCUAUGAGCCGACCAUCGACUGCUGUCUGCGUCUAGGACAGGUUUUACCCCAUGAAAACAACUGGAACCAGUGGGUCCAGUUCGCACAACAUGAGAACAAACAGUAAGGACUGGAGUUAAAACUGAUCAGCGUGCUAAUAAAAGAGUUUAUAUUGUGAAAAUGAAAGUUAGUCCCUGUCCGUUUCGUUCCCUAUGAUUCUGUUUGGUUUCAUUGAGUUGUCAGUGGAUACACACCAGGACUGCUAGGGGACGGGAGUUUUACUUGAUCAGGAUUAAUAGGCCCAGGAGUUAAAACAACAAGUUUCUUCACAGUGGUUAACCCAAAGGUCUUUCGUUCUGACUCUUACCGGACAGCAAGAUUAGAUGUUUAGUUUCAGUUGUAGUGACACAGAGCUCUGGGAAUUAGUUUCAGUUGUAGUGACACAGAGCUCUGGGAAUUAGUUUCAGUUGUAGUGACACAGAGCUCUGGGAAUUAGUUUCAGUUGUAGUGACACAGAGCUCUGGGAAUUAGUUUCAGUUGUAGUGACACAGAGCUCUGGGAAUUAGUUUCAGUUGUAGUGACACAGAGCUCUGGGAAUUAGUUUCACAUCUCAGAUGUCCUUUCAUUGGGGAAAACCUGUUAAUUUCAUUUCAGUUUCGUUAUUGUUUUCUUGAAAGUGUGAUUUAAUAAAAAUUCAAAUCGUGAAA